UUUUUUUGGUCUGCUGUAUGAAAUCGGUGUUGUUGUUGUGACGUGCGGGUCAUUUCUCUAAAAGCUCAGCUCCAGUGGCUCGGAAAUGUUUCUGUUUGAAAUGCGCUGGCAGUUGUGUGAUAAUUUACACGCACGCACGCGCGCGCGCGCGCAGCAUCUGGCCAUGCAUUUGUAACUCGAGCUGUAGGGAUUGUAGACUUGUUAGCAUGCCAAGCUAAUGUGGCUCAGUUGUCAGGUACUAGCUGGUUAGCUUUCUCCUAGUAGGACAAGAUAGCGUUCCUGAAACACGAUGCUAGCUAACGAUGCUACUGUUUCACACGUGUGUAACUCGUCUAUUAGGCUACAGUGCAUUGUUUUGUUUUUUUUUUUAAAAAACUUUAUUUUAUUUAUUUUAACAAGCCGAAUAUCUGGCGAAGAAAUGUCAAGCUGUCAUUGACAGAAUCAAAGGACAGUGACAGUAUUGACUGUAAUAUUGUUUUAGUCCAGUCCAGUGCUGUUCAAAUGAAGGCACUGGAUUUCUAUCCAAUUUAGGGAUGAGUGAUAUGGAAAAUAUAUCACAAUACUUGAUUACAUUUCUACAGUACAAGAUAUGAAUCAGUGUAUAGCUUUUCAUUCAUUCAUUUAUUCAUCAAUUCAUUCAUUCAUUUUCAGUAACUGCUUUCUCCUGGUCAGAGUUGUGGGGGUUCCAGAGUUUAUCCUGGGAACACUGAGGGCAAGGUGGGGAAUAUAUACAUGCCAGUCUGAUGUCCGGCAUGUUUUAGAGUGAUGGGAGGAAACCAGAGAGCCCAGAGGAAACCCCCAUGGACACGGGGAGAACUCUGGGAACCCUGGAGCUGUGAGGAAUAUCUACAGUCCCUCCCUUUAUAUCUAAUCACACCUUUGAGUACAGUGAGCAGAGUGGGUUUUCAGGAGACGCUCACUCCUUCACGAGUGACCAGCCACUGCAGGUUGUUACACAGUUGUAGAACUGCACAUUACAACAGCAGAGCAACAGUUGGUGGGGUGUGUGGGACAGGGCCAUGGAGGCACCUGAGGGGGAAGGCCGCACAUUUAUGCAGGUGAUCAGUGAGAAAUACAGCCCUGAGAACUUCCCCUACCGCCGGGGCCCUGGCAUGGGGGUGGUUGUACCUUCUGGCCAUCAGGGAUCUCCUAUGAAAGACCGACUGAACCUGCCCAGUGUGCUGGUCUUGAAUGGCUGUGGAAUUAGCCAUGCAGGGGAUCAAGGAGAGAUCGCAGCUUUUUGCGCUCAUGUGGUUGAACUGGACUUAUCUCAUAACAAACUCCAAGACUGGCAUGAGAUCAGUAAGAUUGUUAUGAACAUUCCAAACCUGGACUUCCUGAACCUUAGCUCAAACCCGUUGAGUGACGCAGUGCUGGAGUCGUACUGUGCUGAGGCUUUAUCUAGAGUGCGCCGCCUCGUCCUCAACAACACUCAGAUUCCUUGGGAUGUUGUUCACGCCUUCACACGCGAGAUGCCUGAAUUGGAGGAGCUGUUCCUGUGCCUUAAUGAGUACAGCACUGUGACGGUGUCUGCCACUCCAUGUCCUUCACUGCGGCUGCUGCACAUUACAGACAACAAUCUGCAGGACUGGAGCGAGGUGCGCAAGUUCGGCACCAUGUUCCCCUCUCUCGACACUCUCGUCUUGGCUAACAACAACGUGAACUCCAUUCAUGACUCAGAGGACAAUCUCCGCCGGCUCUUUCCUAACUUGCGUAGCAUCAAUCUGCACAACUCGGGUCUCAGUCAAUGGGAAGACAUAGAGAAGUUAAAUUUUCUCCCCAAGCUGGAGGAGGUGAGAUUACAGGGCAUUCCUCUGCUGCAGCCCUACACUAACACAGAGAGGCGCAGUCUCAUGAUAGCUCAGUUGCCUUCAGUGGGUUGCCUCAACGGGAGCAUUGUUACAGACGGAGAACGUGAGGAUGCUGAGAGGUUCUUCAUCCGGUACUAUCGGGAUCACUCUGAAGAGGAGCUGCCUAACAGAUACCACUAUUUGGUGACCAAGUACGGGAAGCUGGCGCCACUGGCUGAGAUCGAUCUGCGGCCCCGCUGCCACGCGGUGGUGGCGGUGCACUGUGAGGACCGCGUAGAGCAGGUGAGCAUCAGGCUGGACCAGACCGUGGCUGAGCUAAAAAAGCAGCUGAAAACAGUGGUGCGACUCUCAGCCAGUAACAUGCGUCUCUACUACAUUGAUAAGGACAUGCACUCAGCCUUUGGGCCUGAAGAGAUGAAGUAUAGCACAAGGGCCUUGCAUUCGUACAGCAUUCGGGAUGGGGACGGGAUCCUGGUGGUGCCCAAGACCAAAUGACUGACUGGCACAAGAACCAAGACGAAACUGUGCUGGAAUAAUUUGUGUCCAUACUAACACUGCACAAUGUGACUCCACAAUGUGUGUGAGACAUGAUUCCAGACAAAAUAAUAAUAAAAAAAAAAAUCUAGGCUUUUCAGACUGCCUUGGAAUUCAGAGACAUUACAUUGUGUUUAAAAGGGCAUCUUGCAGCUCACAUUGCUCUUCAGUGUGUGUGCCACUGCGCUUGUUGCCGUGCCGCACAUAUGGCUUUAUUCAUUUAUGUUGCCUUUGACCAUGAAUGGGGUUUGCUUUUAACUGUUAGUAAAUGCCUGUUUCUUUAAAAGGAAAGCACAAAAGAGCUUUGCUGGUUCAAAAAGUGCAUCCUGUGAAACUUGACAAUCAUCUGCCGCCAGUUAUAUUGUGGUUUGGUGCAGGAGGGAGAAAAGGCAUCACACCCUGUGAUUGUCAUAAGGAGAAAAUGGUGGAUUUGUAGAUGGUAUAUGUAUAGUGUAACUCUCAGGCCAUAAUGUUUAACAGUAAUUAGUAAUCUGACAGUAUAAUAAAGAGGGACAUCCUAAAGAUAAAUGAGGUGAAUAGAUAGAUGAUACUUAAUCCUCAAUAUCAGUGUGUAGUCUAAGCAAAUAUUCUAUGAUUUUUUUAUAUAAACAGAAGCUGAAAUGGGACAGUGGACUUGGUCAAUUUCGAUUUUUUUUUUUUUUUUAACAGAAAAUAUAGUUAGUCCUAUAUGCUCAUUUUAAAUCAAAGAAAUAUGCACCUACACAGGCAUUAUAAAGUAAUAGAAGUACAUCUGUAAUGUUUAUAUAAAGUGUAGGGUGUAAGGUUGGAGCGUAUGUAAUAACCUGAAUUAUAUGAAAUACUGUAUAUUGUCAUACGAGCCCUACCUCCCAAAGUGCAGUCAAGCAUGCAGUGGAUUUUAGCUGCAUUUUUUUCCUUUUUUUAAUUUUUUGCAAAGACAAUUUGCCUAAUUUCUUUGCAGUUUGGUUGACUUGAUUGGAGUUUAAGACAAUGCUGCAGAGUAUCUACAUAUACAAGUAAAAUACAAUAUCUAUGAUGUAUAAAGCAGCAUGACUAGAAUUUUUUUACAAAUAUAGUUUUCAUUAAAAAAUCUUAAGUGCAUUUAAUUUCAUGUUGAAUAGAAAAGGCUGGUUAGGAAUUUUUCAGUGUAUAAUAAUGUUUUUCUUUUUUUUCUUUAAAUAGUAAAGUGAUUGCUAAGAAUGCUGUAUGGAGUGGGAGGUAAAUAUCAGAACUUGACAAUUUACAUUAAUACUAUGUCAGCAUUUGAGUAGCAGAUUUCUAUAAUAAUUACAGUUAAAUUGCACUAGAUCUGUGCUUUAGAUUUAUAUUAUUUUCCAUAGAUAAGGAUGAAAUUUGCAGUUCUUAGAAUAAUCUCAAUUCUAUAAACUGAAUCAUUUUUCAUUUCAAUGCAACUCCUUUACAUUCCCUUAUUGUUUUAUUGUGGAUACUGAUUACUGUAUAGUAUUCUCCUUGGUGAGAACUAGAAGAUUAUUUCUUGUUUUUCUAGUAUAAAAAUUAUUACUCUGGAGGUAAUUACAUUUAUGAUAUAAUGGUCAUAAUGAAACACUGUGUUUAUAUUAUUAAUGACAGACACAGUUCUUGUGUCUCUGUAGUCAUUAGACUGACAACUGAAGUUCAGUGUUGGUAAUUUCAAGCUUAGAGGAUACGUGGAAGUCUGUGUGAGGAACUAAUCUUGGAAUUCUAGCUAGGAAGAACACAAAGCAUGGUGUUACCUAUGGUGAUUGGUACACAUUUUUUUGUUGUUUUUUUUUCCCAAUUCUCCAAAUCAUAUUUCAUAACCAAGUAAUGUGUGUGGUCAUUUUCUAUACCUUAUAGAUUGCAUAUAAUAGUAUUGCAGUGAGUAGUUGGUUAGAGAAAUAACUGAAAUUUGAAUUAAUCUGUAUAACCACAUAAUCAUAUUUGAAGAAAGAAUAAAAGCUAAUUGCUUUGUAGAAUAUUUAAUUAAGGGACUUGUCCCAUAUAAAACAAGUUUCCCUUUAAAUAAAAAAAGAGUACUUAGAGUGGAUUCUUUGAAUUCAGAUGUUAACCUAGUUCAGCUAUCAGUAAAUAGAGUUUUAAACUACACAUAAAAUUGUAUACACAGUUGCCAUGUUUGUACCCAGUACGUCUAUGUUGAAGCCAGAAAGGAAGUGAAUCAAAUUCACACUGAAAGUGUUUAAGGACAGACAUUAAAAUGAACAGGAAGUUUGUAAAAUGAUCCCUUUUUUUUUUAAGUGGUACUGUAAUGGAUAAUGCGAAAGAUGCUACUGUGUUGAUUUUGAUCAUUGCACUGUAAUGGUAUUCAGGAAUUGUUAUGUAUUAUUCAUUUACACUAGCAGGAAGCAUUUGUGUAAAAAAAAAAAAAAAAAAAAAAAAAGUUAAUUGGUUUAUUUUGUAAUCAUUUGUUUUGGUGGAUGUUUUAUAUUGUCCAAGUUAUUCUUAAAUUAAUUUAUUUAAUUUGUUUUUCACAGUCACUUUUGUUGCGUUUACAUCAGAGCCACAUUUAUUUUGCCUCUUGUUUUGUCACUAUUCUUAAACCUUGCUUUAACUAUUAAAAGAGAAUUUUCAUUA
Messenger RNA from Pangasianodon hypophthalmus (striped catfish), 4895 nucleotides. It is a transcript of the gene tbcela, whose product is annotated as tubulin folding cofactor E-like a. Gene Ontology annotation, biological process: mRNA splicing, via spliceosome. NCBI's taxonomy places the organism in Eukaryota, Metazoa, Chordata, Actinopteri, Siluriformes, Pangasiidae. The coding region runs from base 1020 to 2306 and encodes 428 amino acids. Gene Ontology annotation, molecular function: protein binding; U2 snRNA binding. The record is from RefSeq and is a predicted model, not a curated record. The transcript is spliced from 9 exons.